AUGGCGGAAUACGACGACAUGAAAUACACGAACGGCUACUAUGAAGAUCAGAACGGCUUUGAAGAGGAAGAAGAGGAGGAUCAGACGAUUCAAUCCGAAGACUGCUGGAAAGUCAUCGGCUCCUUCUUCGCCAGCAAAGGUCUUGUGUCGCAGCAAAUUGAAUCUUUCAACGAGUUUAUGCGAAGCACCAUGCAGGAUCUCAUCAACGAGCAAGGGUCAAUUACACUCGACCAAGCUGUGCCAUCUUAUGAUGACGAACCGAACCCGGUGGUGGUCAAGAGGCAUGAAGUCAAAUUUGGCAAUAUCUCGCUCAGCAGUCCAAACAUGACCGAGGGCGACGGGACCACGACGGAUAUGCUUCCGCAUGAAGCGCGACUCAGAAGCCUGACUUAUUCGAGCGCGGUGUAUCUUAACAUGCAGCGCAAACUAUAUGCAGCUAAAGAAGCACCAUGGGACAACCAAGGCGAAGAUCAAGCGGCAGUAGGUGCUGAUGGACUAGAGUUGUAUUGGCAAGAGGAAGAUCUGGGCGAAGCGGGAGAGCCGAUGGAUGUCUUCCUUGGAAAAAUCCCUAUUAUGCUGAAAAGUGCCACCUGCCACCUGUUAAACAAAGAGAGGUUCCCAACCGAGCGAGAUCUACACGCCUGGGGAGAAUGUCCAUACGACCAAGGAGGUUACUUCAUUAUCAAUGGAAGCGAAAAGGUUCUGAUUGCGCAGGAGAGAAGUGCGGGCAACAUUGUCCAGGUUUUCAAAAAAGCAGCACCCAGUCCCUUUACCCAUAUCGCGGAGAUCAGGAGUGCUGUUGAGAGAGGCUCGAGAAUCAUCUCUCUAUGCACGGUAAAGCUCUACAAACAGGUUGAUGGUCCCGAAUCAACAAAAAUUCCCAACCCUAUCCGCGUACAAUUACCAUACGUUAAGCAAGACAUCCCGUUAGUCGUUGUCUUUCGGGCGCUCGAUAUCGUUUCCGAUGCGGACAUUAUGGAGAAGAUAUGCUUUGACCAAAGUGACAAAGAGAUGAUGGAUCUGCUAAUGGGCUCGCUUCAAGAGGGCCAGCCGAUUCAAGGUUCCGAUACGGCAAGAGACUAUAUUGCUCGACGUGGCAAUAACCCAACCCUGAAACAUGCUGAACGUCAGAAACACGCUACCGAUAUUCUGCAAAAGGAGUUCUUGCCACACAUUGGUCAAGAUCCGUCAAGUGGCAGUCAGUCGCGAAAAGCCUUCUUCCUUGGUUACAUGGUAAACCGAAUGCUGAAGUGUGCCCUUGGGCGAUCGGAGCCAGAUGAUCGAGACCAUUUGGGAAAGAAACGACUCGAUCUUGCCGGCCCGUUAAUGGCAAGCCUCUUCCGCGCGCAAUUCCAGAAAGUUACCAAAGAUUUCUAUAGAUACAUGCAAAAGCAGGUCGAGUCUGAUAGAGAGAUCAAUAUGAAAGUUGGUUUGAAGUCGAAUAUCGUCACAAACGGACUCAAAUAUUCGCUGGCAACGGGCAACUGGGGUGACCAGAAAAAAGUGAACCAGGCCAAGGCAGGUGUCUCUCAAGUGCUGAGUAGAUACACCUUUGCUUCGGCCUUGUCGCAUCUGCGUCGGACGAAUGCCCCCAUUGGUCGUGACGGCAAAAUUGCAAAGCCUCGACAACUGCACAACACCCAUUGGGGUUAUGUUUGUCCUGCUGAAACACCCGAAGGUCAGGCCUGCGGUUUGGUGAAGAACCUUGCAUUGAUGACAAUGGUCACCAAUUCUCACAAUACUGCACCUCUACAGGAUUAUAUCAUGGAUCAGGGUGUCGAACCGUUGGAGGAUUGGGAGCCAAGACUGAGUCCACAAGCCACCAAAGUCUUUCUGAAUGGCGUCUGGUUCGCUGUCGUCAUCAAGGAUCCCAAACAUCUUGUUGACCAGUUCAAGAAGUUGCGCAGGACAGGGUACCUUGAUCCACAGAUCAGCAUGGUCUGGGAUAUUCGAGAUAAGGAGUUCAAGAUCUCAGGUGAUGCUGGGAGAAUAAUUCGUCCUCUCUUCGUUGUAGAGACAGACCCAGCGCUCGAGAACAAUGGUAAUCUUGUCCUCACUAAAUAUCACAUUCAGAGACUUGACAACACUGCGGUCCACACUGAAGCUCAACUUGCUAUCGAGGAAUGGCCCGAGCCACCUUUUGGAUGGAAAGAUCUCCUCAAGGAGGGAGUAGUCGAGUAUCUCGACGCCGAGGAAGAGGAGACCGCAAUGAUCAUCAUGACUCCAGAAGAUCUCUACACCUCCAAAGCCAAACACAAUGGCUAUACUACCGAAGAGACAGACGAUCCUCUGGCUCGAUAUGAUCCUCUUCUCAACCCACAUGCGCACACCUUCACGCACUGUGAAAUCCAUCCUAGCAUGAUCCUUGGUGUAUGUGCAAGCAUCAUUCCUUUCCCUGAUCACAAUCAGUCUCCCCGUAAUACCUACCAGUCCGCCAUGGGCAAGCAAGCUAUGGGUGUUUUCUUGACCAACUUCGAUCAGCGCAUGGAGACCAUGUCCAACAUCCUCUACUAUCCACAAAAGCCUCUGGCUAGAACGAUGUCUAUGGAGUAUUUGAAGUUUCGAGAAUUGCCUGCGGGCCAGAAUGCCAUCGUCGCCAUCGCUUGCUAUUCCGGAUACAAUCAGGAAGACUCGGUUAUCAUGAACCAGAGCAGCAUCGAUCGUGGUCUCUUCCGAAGCUUGUUCUACAGAACCUAUCAGGAAUCAGAGAAGGUGGUCGGACACAACAUUGUCGAGCAAUUUGAGAAGCCAACCAGAAGUGACACUCUACGCAUGAAGCAUGGCACCUAUGAUAAGAUUGAUGUUGAUGGCCUCAUCGAGGUUGGUCAACGAGUGUCUGGCGAAGACAUUAUUAUUGGCAAGACGGCACCAAUGGCUCCAGAUGCUGAGGAGCUGGGACAGAGACAGAAGCAACACCUCAAACGCGAUGUAUCAACGCCUCUUCGAAGUACCGAGAGUGGAAUUGUAGAUCAAGUACUGGUGACGACGUCAGGCGACGGACAGAAGUUCGUCAAAGUGCGGGUGAGAACCACCAAGAUUCCCCAGAUCGGUGACAAAUUUGCCUCUCGCCAUGGUCAAAAAGGUACAAUUGGUAUCACCUAUCGACAAGAGGAUAUGCCGUUUACCAGAGAGGGCGUUGUUCCCGAUCUCAUCAUCAAUCCACAUGCCAUUCCUUCUCGAAUGACGAUUGCCCACUUGAUUGAAUGCCAGCUCAGUAAGGUGGCUACACUACGUGGCGACGAAGGUGAUGCAACACCAUUUACCAAGGUCACUGUUACCAAUGUCUCCAACAUCCUUAGAUCCAUGGGCUAUCAAUCUCGAGGUUUCGAGGUCAUGUACAAUGGUCAUACGGGACGGAAACUCGUCGCUCAAGUCUUCCUCGGACCGACCUACUAUCAACGACUGAGACAUAUGGUUGACGACAAGAUUCACUCCCGAGCUCGAGGCCCCACUCAAAUUCUGACGCGACAGCCUGUGGAAGGUCGAGCCAGAGACGGUGGGCUUCGGUUCGGAGAAAUGGAACGUGAUUGCAUGAUUGCACAUGGAGCGAGCAGUUUCUUGAAAGAGCGUCUCUUUGACGUUAGCGACCCGUUUAGAGUCCACGUGUGUGACAUCUGUGGGCUCAUGACACCCAUUGCCAAACUCAAGAAGAAUUCUUUUGAGUGCAAGGCUUGCAAUAACAAGAACAAGAUUUCGCAGAUUCACAUUCCCUAUGCAGCUAAGCUUCUCUUCCAGGAGCUAGCUUCAAUGAAUAUCGCUGCGAGAUUGUACACUAAGAGAGCUGACGAGCGAUGA
This is a messenger RNA of Endocarpon pusillum Z07020, 3795 nucleotides long. RefSeq names its product DNA-directed RNA polymerase II subunit RPB2. The record is from RefSeq and is a predicted model, not a curated record. Gene Ontology annotation, molecular function: DNA-directed RNA polymerase activity; DNA binding; ribonucleoside binding. The transcript has 2 exons. The coding region runs from base 1 to 3795 and encodes 1264 amino acids. Gene Ontology annotation, cellular component: RNA polymerase II, core complex. NCBI's taxonomy places the organism in Eukaryota, Fungi, Ascomycota, Eurotiomycetes, Verrucariales, Verrucariaceae. Gene Ontology annotation, biological process: DNA-templated transcription.